Molecule: messenger RNA, 1251 nt
Organism: Micromonas pusilla CCMP1545
Lineage: Eukaryota; Viridiplantae; Chlorophyta; Mamiellophyceae; Mamiellales; Mamiellaceae
Product: glycosyltransferase family 31 protein
Exons: 3
Coding region: 1-1251 (416 amino acids)
Cellular component (GO): Golgi membrane
Molecular function (GO): galactosyltransferase activity
Source: RefSeq, a predicted model, not a curated record
AUGAAAGGCGGCCGCUGCGGGACGACGACGCGACGCUUCGGCGGCGGCGGGAAUCUCCUCUACUUCGCGGCGACGGCGAUCGCGCUCGCGUGCACGCUCUCCGUCGCGUCGUCGCUCCGGUCGACGUCCGACGCGCUGAGGGCGUCGGACAGAGAGAUCGCCGCGCUGCGCGGCCGUCUCUCUGAGGGGACGGGGACGGGGACGGGGACGGGGACGGGACGGGGACGAGGAGGGUGGACGGCGGCGGCGACCGUGAGGGCCAACGCCGCCGACGCCGCCGCGGCGGCGGCGGACGCGCGCUACGCGUUGAAACUCAACUCGGACGUCGGCAACCCCGCGCGACCGGACGCGGGCGCGCUUCUCGCGUUCGUGGGCGUCAACACGGCGCCGAGCGCGUUUGACCGACGCGCGACGCUGCGCGCGACGUGGUUCCCGGACUCGAGAGAAGAGUUGCGCGCAGCGGAGCUGGAACGCAAACUGCUGUUCCGGUUCGUCGUCGGCGAGAGCGACGUCGUCGGCGACUCCCUGGACGCGGCGCUGACGCGCGAGAUGAAGACGCACGAGGACGCGUUCUUUCGCGUGCGGCACGUGGACACGUACGCGAGCCUCACGGAGAAGACGAUCGCGACGUUCGCGUCGGCGGCGACGCUCGUCGACGCGGAUUUUUACGUCAAGAUUGGCGCGUUCUAUCUCGCACUUGUCCACGUACGACCGCACGACGACGUGCACGUGCGCGUGCCGCCUUUGAUUCGGUUCUUGGAGACGCACCGCGAGCGCGACGCCGCGUACUUUGGAUGCAUGAAGAGCGGCCAAGUCGUGCACGAUCCAAAGUACAAGUGGUACGAGAAGGAGUGGAAGAGGUUCGGGAAUCGCGGGAAUCAAUACUUCCGACACGCCACGGGUCAGGCGUACGGAUUGUCUCGCGCCGCGGCGAGGUUCGUCCGGGAUAACCGCGCGGCGUUGCACAAGUACGCGAACGAGGACGUCUCCGUCGCCACGUGGAUGCUCGCGCUGGACGUCGACUUCGUGGACGAUCGCGCGCUGUGUUGCCAGAGCUGCGUCGGGCGGGACGAGUGCAUCGUCACGCAUCAGUGGAACUGCACCGGGAUGUGCGACGCCGCGAAUUCGAUACCGGCGGCGCACGCGGCGUGCCCGCAGGACGGGGUGGCCGUCGAGGCGACAAAAAACGCCAUCGACGCGAGCGUUGGCGAAAAUCAAAGCGGCGUGGCCAAUAGCAAUGAGGGUAGGUGA